AUGGCAUCAUCUAAGGAUCAAUCACUUUUGGAUAUUUAUUCUACACAAGUAACAAAUUUUAUUGUUGUAUCAUUAUUUGAAUUACGAUUAAUUGAUCCAUUUAUUGUUACAUUUCGAGCAUUAGCAAACAGAAAAGUUCGUUUUUUUUUAUUCAUGAAAUUUUUCUAAAGCUUAAAUUGUUUUUUAGAAUAUCAAUCGUCCUUUCCGUUUAGUUUGGUCCAUAAUUGGAUUUAUCUUCUAUGAUAGUACCAUUUAUUUGAAUUUAAAAUUUCUAUGGUUUUAUAAUAUCUCUAAUUUUAUUUUAGCUAAACAAUUCUAAAUAAUUUUCGUGAAUUUUUAAUUCAUGAUGAAACUAUACAUCAUCUUGAUACCUUUUCAUAUUAAUAAUUUUCUUGGCUUUAUAGAUCGUACAUUAGCUGGAAAUUAUUUACUUAUUCAAUCAAUAUAGACUAUUAGGAAUAAUUUAUUAAAACCAAAUACAUUAUUAUUAACAUCGUUAAAAUUCUUCGUACACUUAUAUAUAUUUGUAUUACCGGUAGUCGAAUCAACUGUUUGUCUUCAUAUUGAAAAGAUGGUAGGACUUGAAGAGCAAUCAUUAAAUUCACAACUAGUACCUAAAUAUUUACCAUUAAUUUUACAAAUAUUAUUAACAACGAAAAACAAAUAAUAUACACUAAAUAUUGAUGCACAAAUGCUUCAAAAUGUAACUUAUAGAAGUAUAUGUAAUGAGUAUUUUAAUCUAACAGAAGAAAAAGUUUACCUUUCUUUGACAUUGUUGUGAUAAGAAAUAAAAACGGCAGAAUUCUACAUAGUACAAAUCGUAAAGAAAAGCAUUUCAACUACAUUAAUACAAUAACGAAACUUAUCGAUAAAAUUUUGAAUCAUGCUAUUUAUAUUGUUACAGCUAAAAAAAUACGAUAUCUUUUUAAUUUUAUGAAAAAGAAAAUAAUCAUAAAUAGUUUUAAAAACAUCUCGUAAGAUAUUUUCUAUUGUGUCAUCUAUUUGAAACUCAAAAUAACGGAUUCAACUUUAUGAAACAUUCUUCAAAACAAAUAUUAUCAAUUGAUGACUAAAGAUACAACACAAAUAUUGAUCUCAUAUUCAGUUUGACAUUUUCGAUCGGAAGAGAUCUUGAAACUAAGUUACUUUCUUGCAAUAAUGUCUAUGACCAAAAUACAAAUACAAAUAACAUGUUGAAUUUAUAUAUUAAUUUUCAACAGAUGAUGCAAAUGAUUUAUUUCGUAUUAUUAUAUUUAUGCCGAAAAUUAUUUAUAUAAAUGUAUUUCGAAAAAGAAAGAGUUCUUAGUUGAAAUUGAAAUGAAAGGGUUAUUUCGAGGUUUGACAAAACAAUACAUAACCUAAACAUCAAUUAUGUAUAAAUUACUUACGAGGCAAGAUCCUUAACUGAUCAAUCGCUUUUGCAUUGAGACAAUGUGCAAUAUGUAGGUACAAAGAAACUAUGAAUAUCUUGAAAAAAGUUCGGACUGACAGCUUGUUCGUAUGAAGAUAUUGCAUUUUUACGGUAUGUUUUUAAAUGAAUGCCGUGUUCCCUCUCAGGAGUAUCAGAAAAAGUGAUUUUCGAAUUUCGACUUGAAACUUUAUAUAGAAACAGAACUUAUCGAGAAUAGUAUUCUAUAAAUAUUUCAGAUCUUUCGAUUAGUUCCACUCUUGAAAGACAAGCAUCAAAUCUUCUGGUUUAUCCGGAUGAAGUUAUCAUAUCUGUAAGUAUGGAUAGCAACAGCAAACAAGUCUGAAGGGUGGGUGUGUGAGUAUUCUAUUUUCUAGCUACACCCACACCGUAUUUUUUAUGUAUUUAUGUAAUAUUAACCAAUUUGAUUUCGAUGAGUUGAUUAGUUUUUGUAGAACUAUUUCUGAUAAAUAAUUAAAAUAGAUUUAAAUUGAUAAUCAACCUUUAAGAUUUAUUUAGUUAAAAUCAAAUAAAAAUUUAAUGUUGAAAUGUUUCAAUCGAAAUUAAUUGAAUUUUUAUGUCGAGACUGAGUUAAACUAUAUUCAACUAUUUAAGAUUUGCUUUUAUCAAUUACAGUUAUCCGGAAAAAAUCUUAUAAAUUUUUAUAACUGAUGAAGUUGUAAACUAGAAACGAAACGUCACAGCAUUUUAAACAAAAAUAAAUAAAAAACUAACACUUAGUCAAAUGAAAAUCAUUUAAAUAAUCAGAAAGAUAACCUACAAACGUCAACAAACGUAUUGUGAAUGUACCGUUCUAGAAUAGUUUUUUCUCCAGAUUCUGAUGAAGAAAUUUUUUCUUAAAGUUCUUAAGUGUUUUUCCCAAAACUUGGUUUCUCGGCAACAAAUUGAAAUAAAUUCUAUCCGGCUCGGAACAGAGCUAACUUUCAUAUUUAAUUGGUUUGUUAUGCUUAUAUUGAACAACAUGUCCAUUAAAAUGUUUGUAAUAAUUGAACAGAAGGAAAUUUCAAAAAUUCCGUCCGAUGAAAAAUUGCACACAAAAGCUAGUUUUCGUUUGAAUGCAGUCCUAUUAGGGGUUAUUUCCAAAAAGAGAAUAGAAUGUCCUUGAUGUUA
This is a messenger RNA of Rotaria sordida, 2539 nucleotides long. The record is from the annotation of a GenBank genome assembly. NCBI's taxonomy places the organism in Eukaryota, Metazoa, Rotifera, Eurotatoria, Philodinida, Philodinidae.